UGUGGCUGCAGCUCGUCAUGAAUACCUGCAGCGGCGACACGACGCCAACCAGUACAAGCUGCGAGCGGAGAAACAGCUGGGGCUGCGUCCGUGUACAGCGGAGCGCCACAGGAAGCCCGGGGGUCCGCAACAGGAAGUGAAACACCUGGGACUCCAACAUGCCCCUGAGGACAGGAAGCAGGAGUACCUGCGUCAGCUGGAUGUCAUCAGGCAGCAGUAUCACCAGGAGAUGAGACAGAUGAAGCUGAGAGCUGAAGUUCAGCCUCAGCCACUCCUCAAACAAGGAACCUUUGUGCUGGAGAAACCCAGAGGGCCAGCUGCACCUGCUCAGAAAGGAAUCAUGUUUGAAAUACGGUUGGAUGAUGAAGAAGAGGAAGCAGAGGAGGAAGAGGGGGAUGGAAGAGAAAAGCAGCAGCAGGAGGAGGAAGUGGACCCUCUGAACCGGACUCUGAGCUUCCAGGAGGGGGAGGAGCUGAAGCUCAGGGAUUGGUCAGAGGGGAGGAGGGGGUGGAGCCAGAGGACUCCUCAGACUCUACUGGACGCCCUCGCCAACAUGGAGGUGAACUCCAACCACAGCACGGCUGUCAUCGAGGAACCAGGUGAAGAGGCAGCAGGUCGCAGACAUUGGGUCGCUGUCCCCCCCUCCACCCUGCUGAUCGCCCUCUCUCAGGCACAACUCUCAUCAUCCACUAUCAACUCUACUCUACCUGAAACUGCAGAUUCAGAGGAAGAGGAGGAGGAGGAAGACUCUGAUGUGGAAAUGGAUGAAGAUGCUCUGGAGCUGCGGUCAGACGAUGACGACACGAACUUCGAGGAGUCUGAGGACGAGCUGAGGGAGGCGGUGGCCGACUCCAUGAACAAUUUGUUUGUGAUGGAGGACGAGGAGAAGCUGGAGGUGCAUGAUGGGAUGGAGGAGGAAGAAGAGGACUCUCAACAGAUCCAGCAGGCGGUCGGGGAUUCACCUGCAGACGCUGUUUCCUCUGAGCCUGAAGGAGGUGGCGGUCGGUCGGACGAAAACACGACUUCAAAUCAGCCGCAGACGAUCUGAGCUCUCACUAACACUCAGUACUAAUCAUUUCACUUCAAUUCAGAUGAAGCUGCCUCAAAUAAAUCACUGAUUCUCAGCUUGAGUUAGGAGCAGGGAGUGUAAUGCUGUACCUACGUGAAGAUUGAGGUACUUGUACUUCACUUGUAUAUUUUCUUUUUAUGCCAUUUGGUGUUUCUACUCCACUACAAUUCAAAGGGACAUAUUAUACUUUUUCCUUUACUACCUUCAGCGUUAGUUACUUAGACUUCUGCAUAAAGAAACAACUAAAUAAAUGUCUGAUGUAUUUCAAUACGAUAGAAAUAUGAACAUUUGACUCGUUUUCGGUUAUUAUGAUUAAUUUAGUUUCGUAUUUUUGCAUUUAUUUUGGAUUUUCCUGCAUUGGUUACUUUUACUUUUAAUACUUAAUUUAGCUGAUUACAACUACUUUGACUUUAGUAACAUUUAGUUCAAUGCAGGACUUGUUACAGAGUAUUUCUACACUGUGGUACUUCAGUCAGGAGAGACUGGUUUUGAUGUAACUAUAUAUAUUUAGUGACAGAAAUAAACAGAGGAAUGUAAUGAUGUUAUUAAGAUUAAUAAUACAAAACUAUUUUAAUUAAAACUUCAUACAUUAAAUAAUAUCUUUGCUGUUGGAGACUUUCAAUUAAGAAACUGUUAUUUAUAUAUUGUAUUAAGCGAUUUCAUGACGACCGGACAGGUGAAGACAAGUACAGCCCUCAGCUUCGACAAAGGUAGAAAAGUCACAUUUGAAAUGCCUGAAUUAUCUGUGUCAUAGUUACAUCCUGUCCUUUCCACCGUCUGAUUGGUUGUCACGUCAUUAUUGUCUGCACCUGGUGAUGUCAGUUUAAAUAGGCCGAGCCAUUCACUGUCUCGUUGCCAGAUUGUCUUGAGUGUUAUGCCGAGCUCUCCUGCGUUUUCACAUCAUCAUCCAGUUACAGUAAUAGUCAGAGUCCACGUUUAUAGAAAUAGAAAGAUCAGGUAGUAGGUAUUAAGUAUUUUACUAGUUUUGGAUAGGUAAGCGUUAGUGUAGAUAUUUAUUGUCUGUAGUGUUUUUGGAAUCACCGCACAUCUGUAUCAACAAAUCAAGUAAAGACUCUUUUUGUACUUGAAUCCUGUGUCUGCAUCCGUGCUUUUGCACUUUGUACGUCCGUGACAGAAUUUUCAGAAUAAAGUCAGAAACUGUU
Messenger RNA from Gymnodraco acuticeps, 2232 nucleotides. Its product is annotated as serine/threonine-protein kinase Nek5-like. The record is from RefSeq and is a predicted model, not a curated record. Lineage: Eukaryota; Metazoa; Chordata; Actinopteri; Perciformes; Bathydraconidae.